Abrus precatorius (Indian licorice) is the source of this 966-nucleotide messenger RNA. RefSeq names its product ATP synthase subunit delta, chloroplastic. Lineage: Eukaryota; Viridiplantae; Streptophyta; Magnoliopsida; Fabales; Fabaceae. The transcript has a single exon. Bases 52 to 720 code for a protein of 222 amino acids. Gene Ontology annotation, cellular component: chloroplast thylakoid membrane. Gene Ontology annotation, molecular function: proton-transporting ATP synthase activity, rotational mechanism. Gene Ontology annotation, biological process: photosynthetic electron transport in photosystem II; photosynthetic electron transport in photosystem I; proton motive force-driven ATP synthesis. The record is from RefSeq and is a predicted model, not a curated record.
ACACUCUUUUAAAACAAAAAGCUAAUAACACCAAAAAACCUCUCCGUCGCCAUGGAUACUCUCCCAACCCUCAAAGUCCCAAAACUUCCAUCGAAAUUUGCAAACCCUGAAUUCUACCACUUCAAAAGAACAUCAUAUGCAUCACCCCCACCCCAUGUUUUCUCAACUUCCACACCCAACUUAGUUCCCAAAACCAAGUCUUUCUCACGAAAGUCUUCUCCUUCUCUAGCAUUCUCCUCCUCAGGCGCAUCACAUCCCAAACCCAAACCGUCAUCUCCAAUAUUCCAUCGAAAUCCCGCCACUGGGUAUGCGGCAGCUAUAAUAGAUGUGGCCCAGAACAGCAAUUCCCUUCACUUGGUUCAAAGGGAUGUUCAGAGGCUCUUGAAAUUGCUGAAAAAUGUUAACUUUCAAUCAGCUGUGGGUGAACCUUCAAUGGUUGAGAGGGUGGUAGAGCGUGGGAAUUUUCAUAGGCAUGUGGUUGCCUUGUUGAAGAUGCUGCUGAAGAAGAACAAGGUGGGAAUUGUGCAGGAGGUGUUGGAAGAGUUCGAGAAGAUUUAUGAUGAGCUUUGUGGAACUCAAUUGGUGUUGGUUUCAUCUAUGACAAAGAUGGGUCAAGAUGAACUGUUCGGGAUUGCCAAAAAAGUGCAGCAGUUAAGUGGGGCGAUGAGGGUGAAGGUAAGGAAUUUGGUUCAAGAGAAUUUACCCUCUUUUGCUGUGUGAUUUGGUUUCUGGAAUGCCAAAAUGCAACUUUACAAUCCAACCAAAGAUGAGAUACAAUUGAUCAUAGCUUUUUGCUUUAUUUGAUAUCAUAUAUUGGGCUGGCCGCAUGUAUUUGGACUCUAUUUUGUUGCAAAAAUUCACUAGGAUUUAUUUUGCUCUUUAAAUGCCUAAUGUAAGAGCACAGUCGAAAAAUAUUGCUCACAGUCUGGGUGCUUUCUUUGCAUUAAUUCAAUUGAAGUUAGAAUA